Trichoplusia ni (cabbage looper) is the source of this 4453-nucleotide messenger RNA. RefSeq names its product glutamate-gated chloride channel (gene pHCl-1). The transcript is spliced from 14 exons. Gene Ontology annotation, biological process: chloride transmembrane transport; chemical synaptic transmission; regulation of membrane potential. Lineage: Eukaryota; Metazoa; Arthropoda; Insecta; Lepidoptera; Noctuidae. Gene Ontology annotation, molecular function: transmembrane signaling receptor activity; extracellular ligand-gated monoatomic ion channel activity; chloride channel activity. The record is from RefSeq and is a predicted model, not a curated record. Gene Ontology annotation, cellular component: neuron projection; membrane; synapse. The coding region runs from base 1054 to 2784 and encodes 576 amino acids.
CGUUACCUGUUUCACACAAGAUUGGAGAUAGCGCUCGCCUGCCGGUCUGCCAUUAUCGCGGUUUCACGCGAACUCUUGGCGCCAUGACCUCUGCUUUGUUAUUGACUUUCCUCUGAUACUUAGUCACUAAAGUGGGUCAGGAUAAUGUUUGCAGAAGGUUGAUGAAAACUGUCUGAUUACACAACGAUAUGUCAGCAUAAUUUUUGACUUAAGUUGGGGAACGACGAGGGCAUGCAGAGUCUGGUAUGGAACUGUCUGUAUACUUACUAAUGAGUCUGGUCCGAGGUAUCAGGUCUGUAAAGCAGCGAGUGUGAGUGCGAGUGGUGAGAAUGAGAAAAGAUUUAUGGCGGCUACGUAGCUGGAGCGUGGACGCGCACUGCGCAUGCGUGUCACUGCGCCACUGAGCGCGCGCUCCCCCUGGCGGCGCGGCGCCGCAGUGAGUUGCGUAACAAAAGCACACUCGCCUCCGAACGCUACGCUGAAAACUUUCGGCCGCUCGGCCCGCGCCUACGACAUGGAGAAGCGUAAAAUCAUAUAAAACUUUUCCGCGGUGCGCGCCGUUUGACACGCUCAAAUUCUUUCUUACUAUUCGGAUUGUCUUAAGCACUUGGAGCGCCGCUUCUGCUUAUUUUUAAGUUUUAGAAGUUUUCUCUCUGAAGUUGACUGUGGCGAAAAGUGAACUGUUGCGGGUUUCGCCGGCCGCUUUAUAUUAGUGUGGACGUUUUGAGUGUUGUGUUCAUUUGCUUUGUUUUUAUUUGCUCGUCGGCGAGUGGUGGCCGGUGACUUCGCUGGUGGUGGGAAUCGAUACUGCGGUGGGAGCGGCAGAGGUCGCAAGGUCGAGUGUGGCGACAUCUCGUGGUGGCACGCGUUCACAUGAAACAUUACAAACUCAAACGAAUUUAUUAUAGGAAUAGACGGGUUUAAUGGAAUAGGAUUUACAUUGCUAUCAGAUACUUGCGCGUCAUGUUGUGGAGGGCGCAGAGGGUGCGGGCGGGUUGAUCCAUCUCUCCACAUGCCGACAGAGCUCUGCACUCAGCAGAAAGAUGUCCUAAUAUGGGUUGGUCAUGCGUCGUGGCACGCGCUGUGGCCAUCUUCCUCAUGCUCAGCCGAGCUUCAGCUCUCACAUCAGACAUAUUUGCAGCGGGAAAGUCGGACAAAGAGAUACUGGACAAUCUUCUGAAAAACUCCCGCUAUGACAAAAGACUGCUACCGCCAGUAGAUGGUGUCCUGACCGUUAAUGUUAGCGUGCUACUUCUUAGUUUAGCUUCUCCGGAUGAAUCUAGUCUUAAAUACGAAGUGGAGUUCUUACUCCAGCAGCAGUGGUACGACCCACGGCUGCGGUACUCGAACCAGUCACAUUACGACUUCCUCAACGCCAUCCAUCACCACGAAGACAUCUGGUUACCGGAUACGUAUUUCAUCAUGCACGGUGACUUUAAGGAUCCGAUAAUACCAAUGCAUUUCGCUUUGCGUAUAUAUCGCAAUGGUACUAUAAACUAUUUGAUGCGGCGACACCUCAUUCUGUCGUGUCAGGGACGGCUCAACAUAUUCCCUUUUGAUGACCCAUUGUGUUCAUUUGCCUUAGAAAGUAUAUCGUACGAGCAGUCAGCGAUCACUUACGUGUGGAAGAACGACGAGGACACUCUGCGGAAGUCGCCGUCGCUAACGACGCUCAAUGCGUACCUCAUCCAGAACCAAACCAUUCCCUGCCCUAUUAAAGCCAGUUGGAGAGGUAACUACAGCUGUCUAAAGGUCGACUUAAUAUUUACUAGAGACCGAGCGUUCUACUUUACUACAGUAUUUAUCCCCGGAAUAAUACUGGUGACCUCUUCUUUCAUCACCUUUUGGCUGGAAUGGAACGCAGUACCAGCCCGUUCCAUGAUAGGUAAAAAUGUGGCUGGUAUCUGGAAUGCUCUCGGUCUUGCAACUGCAUACAUUUUACUCUUCGUAGAUGUUGGCUGGGGCUUUCGAUAUAACACGCUAUCCUAUAGGUUCCGCUUCUUUUAUGUAAAUAAUACUGAAGUCAGAGGUCGUAAAUCACUCUCAUCUAGCAGUUUUUAUGUUUUGUUUAUUUUUAGAUUUUGCUUGACAUUUUUAGGUAAUUACAGCUGCCUCAAAGUGGAUCUCAUCUUCACGCGGGAUAGAUCAUUUUACUUCACCACAGUUUUCAUUCCGGGGAUCAUUUUGGUGACCUCAUCGUUUAUUACUUUUUGGCUGGAAUGGAAUGCAGUGCCUGCUAGAGUAAUGAUAGGUGUAACAACAAUGUUGAAUUUUUUCACAACAUCGAAUGGAUUCCGAUCGACUUUGCCGGUCGUGUCGAACCUCACAGCGAUGAACGUUUGGGACGGCGUGUGUAUGUGUUUUAUCUACGCGUCGUUACUAGAAUUCGUGUGUGUCAACUAUGUUGGGAGGAAACGACCUCUACACAACGUCGUGUACCGACCCGGGGAGAACCCCGUCACACAGGAGGCGAUGGCAUUUCUCAACUGGGGUAAAUCAGAGAUACCUCAGGCGGAAUGUAGCAGCGCUGGAGAUAAAAAGCGCGAGUCGACGGGCGCGGCGGAGCUGGUGUCGUGUACUGCGUGCACGGGGCCGGGCGCGUGCACGCACACCGCCAACAACGGCGGCGUGGCCGAGCCAUGUUUCGUCCAGGUUCGCAAAAAAGAACCGCCGCACCCGAUCCGCGUGGCCAAGACCAUCGACGUGAUCGCGCGCAUCACCUUCCCCACCGCCUACGCCGUGUUUCUCAUCUUCUUCUUCAUUCACUAUAAGGCGUUCUCUUAAUGCUGCAAACACUACCGCUGUCGCUGGCCGCUUCGAGUGAACGGACAUUUACUGUGUUUUUCUACAAUUUGUUUACUGCGUCGCAAAUAUGUACGAGGGCUAGCUACUCACCCAGUUGUAAUACAUAUUUGAUGAAUGUCAACGUUCGAUAACAAUUGUGAUUAUACCCGUUUAUAGUGAUCGUAUUAUAAGAUAAUUAUAGUUUAAGAGACUUAAAGCAGAAAGCUAACGUCGCUGCUUUCCAUAAUUUAACGUCAAUAAAUUAAAAGAUGUGUGCGAUUUUUCUACAGGUUUUGAAAUAGUUUUCUACAAGUUCAUAGACGGACGUUUAUAAUGUAUAUCUACGUGUAAGAUUUACUUUCUUGUGAAUACACGAAAACUUAUGAUAGGAUAAAGAGGGAUCAAUAACUUAUGUAAUUGUAUGAAAAUUCUUGUAUCAACGUGACGACAUCGGAUUUAGUAUGAAUCUAAAGAGAUCGUGUAGUUAAUGAGCGACAGAGCGUCGCGGCGCUCGGCGGGUCGCGGGCCACGGAAAUCUAUUUCAAACCUACAGACAGUUCUGACCUAUUAUAUUGCUUUUAAAUUAUUUAAAUGACACUAGUAAGAUAGCAAAAGACAUGAUUACUUUUUAUAUUUAUUAUUAGAUAAUAAUCACCAUAGUUAUUAGUUUGUCCAAAUCAACACCUGCAUACGUUGUGAUAAUUGUAAUAAUAUUUAAUUAUUGCUUUGUAAAGGUGAGGCGUAGGCUACGAGUGCCCUAUUAUUUAAAGUUGAUUAAGUUUCCAAAUAAUAUAAUUCGGAGUAAUGUAAAAAAUAGCUGUAGAUGCAUAGAUGAAGCUCAAGUCAUUAUUAUCUUUAAAUUCUAAUAUAAAUAUAUUAUACCAGAUGAGUUCACGCUAUUCCAGGGGUGUACAGAUCGUGUAUGCCGACUUGUGUUGAUAUUCUACCAUGAACAUGCCUUCUACAUGUCAAAGAGUUAUUUUUGCCUGAUAUAAUAUUAGUGGUUAAACAGAAAUCGAUGAAUAUAAUGCUGGCUGUAAAUAAUAAUUAAAUUAAAUUACACCUAUCAAUACGUAAGGUAUACUAACCUAAUGGAAUAUAUAAAGUGUAACGAGAUACUUGUGUAUGAGUAUCGUGAAUAUUGUGCUGUGAGACCAUACCGUCACCUUAUAUGUUGCGUAAGUAGGGGUUACUUCACCACGUUAAGGUAUUUGUAAAACUAUUAUAAUAUUGUCCUCAAUCAUCACACCCUAGAAUAUUGUAGUGUCCACAAAUGCUAGAAACGGUUUAUAUUUAGGUGUAAUCAAUUUACAUGAAAUCUUUGUCCAAAACCGCGCUUUCGUUCCUCCCAAGAGCGAAUUUGUAUUCAUCAUAAUACCUGUGCAAGGUUGCCACAAAAGGAUUCAACUUUUCUUUUAUUUAUUUUGAUCUACCUAUUUCUAUGUAAUAAUGAAAUCGAGUUGAAUUACAAUUUAAACACCAUUAAUAUUAUGCCUUUUGCUUGUUAAGAGUGGACCAAAGAGUCAACUGUUUUGAAUAGAUUUUAUAUCUAAAUUAUUAUAAAACGAUAAAUUAUAAGAAAAAAGCGUUUUGGCUGUGCUUUGAAAUCAAAUUAUCUAUUUGAAAAAUGUAGGUAUGCCUGAAUGAAUUAAUAAAUUAUUGAUAUUUA